AGGUUGAAAUGUUACUCGCUAUGCAGAUAGCCCUGUAGCAUUGAGUGAAAUAGGGAAGGAUCUGUUAUUUCAGCGAUGUUAGGAGGAAGGGAGUUCCACUCGUUUAAGCAUAAUGAUAAUGGUGAAUAUUGAAACUUCUUCGUCUUGGCGAAAAGGGAGGCCACCUCGUGCCCAUGAUCAAGGACGUUUGAGAUAUGAGGGGCAGAAAAGAUAUUGCACUAGGCGAAGGUUCGUAAAUACGCCGUGUAGAAUCUGGACAUACAGCACAAGUGACAGCAGGCAUAUUGAAUGCAAAGUGGACAUCAAACAAUUUGCGACCGCGACGGCGAUAUUUUUUAAUGAGUGGUUCAAAAUGGGGACGGUAAAGGUUUACACUGCCUUCAAGGGGCAAUAUGAUGUGAAGCAGAAGGCUUGUAUGCUUGUUUAUAAUAAAGGUACAACCGAGCUGCAGUGUAUGAUGUACUACAGUAGGCGCGAAGGUUGUGCUGUUGUUCAAGUUAAGACCCAUCAAGGACAAACGUAUUUUGAUCUUCGAGUUCAAGAUCCCUACUUGAAGGAAGGCCCCAGCUCGAAAUGCGUUCAAAAAUUUGCGAAGUGGGCGCCACAAGGGCGGGAUAUAUAUGACGUUAGUUGUAAAGGUAUACUUUCUCGGAACAAAACAUCUGUUCAACAAAAAUGAAAACAAGGUGAUCAAUCAUGAAUAAAAUAGCGUCAUACUAGGA
Molecule: messenger RNA, 722 nt
Organism: Rhipicephalus microplus (southern cattle tick)
Lineage: Eukaryota; Metazoa; Arthropoda; Arachnida; Ixodida; Ixodidae
Source: RefSeq, a predicted model, not a curated record